GAAACUCCCGCACAGUCUCUAGUUGUGUCUUUGAGCAUGUCCUGGCCGCCAGCUGAUGCACUGAGGGGGGAAAGGUUUUAUUAUGAAACGUAUGGUCACGCCAAAGAUAGACAGAGCUUGAGCUAAACACUUACUUGAAAUGUUUACAUGUAGAAGGCUACCAGUCAUCGCUGUUACACUGACUGACUGUGGAGCAGGGCCGCCCCAUUAGCCGAGAUGGACACCGCUGAGGAAGGGGACAUCUGCCGCGUGUGCCGGUCGGAGGGCUCCCAGGACAAGCCGCUCUACCACCCCUGUGUCUGCACCGGCAGCAUCAAGUUCAUCCAUCAGGAAUGCUUACUGCAGUGGUUGAAACACAGCAGGAAAGAAUACUGUGAAUUAUGCAAGCACAGGUUUGCAUUUACACCAAUCUACUCUCCAGAUAUGCCCUCCCGCUUGCCUGUGCAGGACAUCUUUGCAGGGCUGGUCACCAGUAUUGGAACAGCGAUCAGAUACUGGUUCCACUACACGCUGGUGGCCUUCGCCUGGCUGGGCGUGGUGCCUCUCACCGCAUGUCGUAUCUACAAGUGUUUGUUCACCGGCUCUGUGAGCUCUCUCCUCACCCUGCCAUUAGAUAUGCUUUCCACGCAAAACCUGCUCGCCGACUGCCUCCAGGGCUGUUUUGUGGUCACUUGCACGCUGUGCGCCUUCAUCAGCCUGGUGUGGCUCAGAGAGCAGAUUGUCCACGGUGGCGCCCCCCAGUGGUUAGAGCAGAACCAGCCCCCUCCUGUUCCCAACCAGCCCAAUGGUCCAGCACCAGCCAACGAGGUUCCAGGUGGCAACGUCGGCGUCAACGCCCAGGCUGCUGCGGACGCCGCAGAGGCCCCGCAGCCUGCAAACGCUGGCCCAGACGGACAGGCGCCCGCCAACCCGCAUGAAGCCGGCAACCACGGGGACGAGGCUGACCUCGAGGACGAAGACGACGACGGGGAGGAAGACGACGAGGACGAGGACGACGAGGAGGGCAGGGAAGAGGAUGCUGCCGAAGCCAAUAAUGGAGGACAAGAAGAUUUGAACUGGAACGCCCUGGAGUGGGACCGUGCAGCAGAGGAGUUGACCUGGGAAAGGAUGCUGGGGCUGGAUGGCUCCCUAGUUUUCCUGGAGCAUGUGUUCUGGGUGGUGUCUCUCAACACACUCUUCAUCCUGGUCUUUGCUUUCUGCCCGUAUCACAUCGGCCAUUUCUCAGUGGUCGGCCUGGGCUUUGAAGAAUAUGUCAAAGCGUCACACUUUGACGGCCUCGUCACCACCACAGUGGGUUACAUCCUCCUGGCUGGAGCUCUCAUCGUCUGCCAUGCGUUUGCUUCAUUGGUGAAGUUCCGGCGGUCCAGACGACUCCUGGGUGUCUGCUACAUCGUUGUGAAGGUGUCCCUGCUGGUUGUCAUGGAGAUAGGCUUGUUCCCGCUGAUUUGCGGUUGGUGGCUCGACAUUUGCUCGCUGGAGAUGUUUGAUGCGACUCUGAAAGACAGGGAGCAGAGCUUUGACUCGGCCCCCGGCACCACCAUGUUCCUCCACUGGCUGGUCGGCAUGGUCUACGUCUUCUACUUUGCGUCCUUCAUCCUUCUGCUCCGAGAGGUGCUCCGGCCUGGUGUGCUGUGGUUCCUCAGGAACCUGAACGAUCCAGACUUCAACCCAGUCCAGGAGAUGAUCCACCUGCCCAUCUACAGACACCUGCGGAGGUUCAUACUCUCUGUGGUGGUGUUUGGCUCCAUAGUUCUGCUGAUGCUCUGGCUUCCUAUCAGAAUCAUGAAACUGCUCUUCCCAACCUUCCUGCCCUACAACGUCAUGCUUUACAGCGACGCCCCCGUCAGCGAGCUGUCACUUGAGCUGCUGUUGCUUCAGGUUGUUCUGCCGGCGUUGCUGGAGCAGGGUCACACUCGCCAGUGGCUGAAAGGCCUCGUCCACGCCUGGACAUUCACAGCUGGAUACAUGCUAGACCUUCACUCCUACCUGCUGGGGGACCAUGAAGACGAGGACCACCAACCAAACAACGACCCUCCUGGUCGCCAUAACAACAACAGGAUGCCUGGCUUGGGGGAGGGGCUUCACGCCGCUCAUCAGGCCAUUCUGCAGCAGGGCGGCCCUGUGGGUUUCCAGCCGUACCACCGGCCCGUCAACUUCCCCCUCAAGAUCAUUCUGCUGGUGGCCUUUAUGUGUGUGACGCUGCUACUGGCCAGUCUGAUUUGCCUCACCCUGCCGGUGUGUGCGGGCCGCUGGUUAAUGUCUUUCUGGAUGGGCAGUGCCAUGGUGCAUGAGCUGUACACAGCGGCCAGUGGGCUGUACAUCUGCUGGCUGUCAAUCCGAGGCGCCACCGUGAUGCUUUCCUGGAUGCCACAGGGACGGACCAUCAUCAUGGUCAAAGUCCAAGAGUGGACCCUCAUGAUCCUGAAGACCGUUGUGGUGGCCGUGCUCUUGGCUGGGGUGAUUCCUCUGCUGCUGGGUCUGCUGUUUGAGCUGGUCGUCGUUGCUCCUCUCAGAGUCCAACUGGACCAGACUCCUCUCUUCUACCCCUGGCAGGACUGGGCCCUGGGAGUGCUCCAUGCUAAAAUCAUUGCUGCCAUCACGCUGAUGGGCCCCCAGUGGUGGCUCAAAACCGUCAUUGAGCAGGUGUAUGCUAACGGUAUCCGGAACAUUGACCUCCAUUUCAUCGUGCGAGGGCUGGCCGCCCCCGUCAUCUGCGACCUGCUGCUGUCCCUCAGUGUGCCCUACACCAUCUCUAGAGGCAUCACACCACUGCUGGGUGUGCAGCCGGAGAUGCAGACGCUGGUGGAGAGGAGGAUCUAUCCCUUCCUGCUGAUGGUGGUCAUACUGCUCUCCAUCCUCUUCUUCCAGAUACGACAGUUCAAACGCCUCUACGAACACAUAAAGAACGACAAAUACCUGGUUGGACAGCGACUCGUGAACUACGAACGCAAGACGGGCAGGAGGAUGUCCACCUCUUCGUACAGCACCUCCUCGUAGACCCGACGCUGCUGUGGGAUCAGUGGAGCUAACCCGUCACUGAGCGCCAUCAGCCCUUCCCUGUGGGGAAAGUUUUUGUUUCAGUUUUGGUUCUCUCCGUGCUUGGCUGUCAGAACACCAAGCCUCUAAUCUUUCUUACUGCAGCCUAGCCGUCACCGGUGACAGGAGACAACAAAAAAACGUUGACGAGCGAAGACAACAUAGUCUCUAAACCCUUUUCUGAACACGGUUGUUAGCCAAGCUGCAAAAAGAGUUGAAACUCAGCAGAACCACGCAGUUGGUAAACUGUGCAUCCUUUGUCCGUUUAGUCCUAAACGCAGCUGGCAUUUUAAGUUGUAAUUAUAUAUAUUUUUUAAAGUCGGUUCCGUUGAGCUUUUACCUCAGACUGUGCUUCCCUUUGGAAUGUGUGUUGUGAAGUAUUGUCUAGCGAACCCCGAGUGUCUCUCAAUGGGACGUGUUUGACCUAUUAGAGGUGCUGUAUGGACUGUCACAGGAACGCCUCUGUGCUCAGCGAUGAGGACGGACGUACCUGAUGUAGCAAUGUGAUUGUAUUGAGGGUUUUUUUUUGUUGUUUUUUUUGCUUUUUAGAUAUUUUCGUUGAUUUGUAGUAUUCUGGAGUGAGCUGUUAGUCCUGAGAUCUUUUUUAAAGUAAAGACGUCGAUGUAUGAUUGAUAACCUGAGGAUUUCAGAAACCAACGGGUUGUGUAGCAUCUGUCAGCUUCAGCAGAGGAGAAGUCAUGAAGCGAGCUUUCAACUGAGAAUAUUUAAACUGGAAAAACCGUCUACGAACAUUUCAGAAUGUGCCUGUGACACUGAUCUUACAGAAAUAUUUAUUCUGAGAGGAUAAAAAAAAACUAUAGUCAUGCUGCUAAUUAGCUUUAACUGCCUGUCUGCAUUCUGAUAGCUGUGAGGAGACAAAAAACAACCGCAUGAACAACACAACACUGCUUUGCGUUGGGUGAAGAGGGUGGAAAGGCUCAAAUCUGCUGACAGAUAAUAGAACUUUACUGUAGUUUUGGCAAACUAGAGUUACCUCAUCUCACUUAGUCUCGUAGCGGAGUACAAACCAACCACAUUAAAUGCAGGAAAUUGGUUGGCAAGCUCCCACGCGUUUCUUUUCGGUUAACCAACUUACAACAACUCAGGUUUUCCUUUUUCUGUGCUCGGUAAUCAUUCAGUCCGUUGCUGCCGCCUGCUGAGCUACAGAUCACAUCUCAUCACUUUCAAAUGGAUUUCUCUAUGAAAUCAUUUCUUCCCCGUUUUGUUACAGUCAUGCCACAGUGACUUCCUGUUUAGUUGAUUGCUUUUGAUAAGAGACGUUAUGACACCUAAACUUGCAUGUCGGCCGGUGGAAAGUACUGAUCAAAUACCAGUGCGUUAAAAAACAAAAAAGUUCAUAACUCCCAAUUCUAAUAUCUAUUUUGUAUUGCUGUGAAAACAUCUCCAAACCAUCAAAAGAUCACAUUUCACAUCAUUGUAACAAUUUGACAUAAUGUUGCUUUGCCCAAUACUCAUUGUUGGUCAACGGACCUUUAACCCAUCAGAACGCAACUCUAUGCAACCUCCGUUAAAUGUAACUCCGUCAUUUAGCCAUGCCGGACUGUGCCGCCCACCGGCUGUUAACACACAAUCCUCUAUUACAACAGAUCUGUUAUUCACUAUGUAGCAUUAUCAGGGAGUCAGUACGGUGCAUGAGAGCGCUCAGCCACAGGUGUGUAAGCACUAGUUUGCCCAUGUGCAGUUUGAACGGGCAUGAUGCUUCAGAUUCUUAUUAUUUUUGCUGUUAAAUUAACAAACAAUAGUUUUACGACACGCACACAGCAGGCCACACCUCUAGUAAUAAGCAAUAUGACAUGAUUUGCAUAAUAUGUGCUUUUGUGAACGGGGCCACCAGUGUCAGACAGGCCGGCCACAUAAGGGGGAGGGGGGAGGUGGGGGGAGAUGUGCACGUUGCGAUUGAGAAAAGAGAGAAAACAUUGCAGAAUUCGUCUUAAAGAACACUAAAAUGUAUUGCUCAUGUGCACGUUUUACAGCAGUUUGCUAUUCAGAUUCCAUUGUAACAGUCAACACACGCGUUUCAUUUCCCUCCCAAACAGAUUGAAAGACGUCGCUACUUCACAGUCGGCUUCACUCGAGGAUGGAUUAGAGUUUUGCUUGUGUUUUUGAUGUUGGACUUUGGCAAAGUGGUUUUCUAUUGAUAUGGAUUGUAAUUGACUUUAGUGCUGCUGUGUGGAAUGCUCUCAUUCUAUAUAAAUAUGAUGCUUUAAAGUGACCUUUAAGUAUCUGCUUGAACUGAGCUGGACAUUUCAAAUUUUGAUCUUGAAUUUCUAUUUUUAUAUGUGCAAAAAAAGGCAGUGGCAUGUACUGUGACAUGAAGGUAUGUUCUAAUGUCUGUUAAGUGUUGGUUAAGUAAUAUGACAGGAUAAUAAAAAGUUGAAAUGA
Anarrhichthys ocellatus (wolf-eel) is the source of this 5439-nucleotide messenger RNA. RefSeq names its product E3 ubiquitin-protein ligase MARCH6-like. Lineage: Eukaryota; Metazoa; Chordata; Actinopteri; Perciformes; Anarhichadidae. Gene Ontology annotation, biological process: ERAD pathway. Bases 217 to 2997 code for a protein of 926 amino acids. The transcript has 26 exons. Gene Ontology annotation, molecular function: zinc ion binding. The record is from RefSeq and is a predicted model, not a curated record. Gene Ontology annotation, cellular component: endoplasmic reticulum membrane.